Atta colombica is the source of this 1137-nucleotide messenger RNA. RefSeq names its product opsin, blue-sensitive (gene Blop). NCBI's taxonomy places the organism in Eukaryota, Metazoa, Arthropoda, Insecta, Hymenoptera, Formicidae. The transcript is spliced from 8 exons. Gene Ontology annotation, molecular function: G protein-coupled receptor activity. Bases 1 to 1137 code for a protein of 378 amino acids. Gene Ontology annotation, biological process: G protein-coupled receptor signaling pathway; visual perception. Gene Ontology annotation, cellular component: membrane. The record is from RefSeq and is a predicted model, not a curated record.
AUGUUGAUGCAUAAUGGUAGUGGUACCGUGGCUGGGCCAUUGGCUUUCGCCAGCAGAGUCGGAGAUGUACAGCCACUGCAGGAACAUUUCCUAGGAUGGAACUUCCCCCCUGAGCACGCGGAUCUCGUGCACCCACAUUGGCGUGUAUUCCUCGCACCCGGAAGACUAUGGCAUGUCGCCCUCGCGCUCAUUUAUUUUUUGCUUCUGAUGUUGUCCCUCCUUGGGAAUGGUAUCGUUAUUUGGAUUUUUAGCACGUCAAAAUCAUUGAGGACACCAUCGAAUAUAUUUAUCUUGAAUUUGGCUGUGUUCGAUCUACUGAUGGCAACGGAGAUGCCUAUGUUGAUCAUAAACAGUUUCCUGGAACGAACCAUUGGUUGGGAGACCGGAUGCGAUGUGUAUGCUUUGCUCGGUGCGAUUUCCGGGAUGGGACAAGCGAUUACCAACGCAGCGAUCGCUUUCGAUCGAUACAGGACAAUUAGCUGUCCGAUUGACGGUAGACUGAAUGGAAAACAAGCUAUGGUACUAGCUCUAUUCACAUGGUUUUGGGCACUGCCAUUCUCGAUAUUGCCUAUGACGGGAUUGUGGGGUCGAUAUGUGGCAGAGGGUUUCCUCACGACAUGUAGCUUCGAUUAUCUAACGGAUGAUGAGGACACGAGGACAUUUGUAAUAACAAUAUUCUUCUGGGCGUAUGUUCUGCCUAUGUUGCUGAUUAUAUACUUUUAUUCGCAAUUACUGAAAUCUAUUCGCUCUCAUGAGAAAAUGCUCCGCGAUCAAGCUAAAAAGAUGAACGUCAAAUCACUCGUAUCAAACCAAAACAAAGAGAGAAGUGUUGAGAUGAGAAUUGCAAAAGUUGCAUUUACGAUAUUUUUCCUGUUUGUGCUUGCAUGGACACCGUAUGCAGUAGUCGCUUUAACUGGAGCCUAUGGAAAUCGCGAAGCGCUUACUCCGUUGUCGACUAUGUUACCAGCCAUAUUCGCCAAGACGGUGUCGUGCAUCGAUCCAUGGAUAUAUGCAAUCAACCAUCCUAGGUAUCGACAAGAACUGGAAAAGCGAUGUAAAUGGAUGGGAAUUCGAGAAAAAGUAGCCGAGGAUACCGUAUCUGCGCAAACGGAGAAAGUAAACGCGGAAGAAACGUAA